AUGGAACAUACAUCUCAAGCAAAUUCUUUCAAAGAUAGUUUCACUCAUACAGCUUUUCAGAGUUUGCAUUUAUAUAGCUAUACCUUCGGUGGUGGGACAAUGACCGACAAACACAUAGAAAUUAGAAUCAGAAAAAAUCGUAAAGGAAUAGAACCUUAUAAAACAUUUGUCCACAUUUAA
Molecule: messenger RNA, 180 nt
Organism: Clunio marinus
Lineage: Eukaryota; Metazoa; Arthropoda; Insecta; Diptera; Chironomidae
Source: the annotation of a GenBank genome assembly